This is a messenger RNA of Leptosomus discolor (cuckoo roller), 292 nucleotides long. The record is from RefSeq and is a predicted model, not a curated record. Lineage: Eukaryota; Metazoa; Chordata; Aves; Leptosomiformes; Leptosomidae.
CAAUGGUUAACUGCUGCUCUUCUCUGCUGGUCAUUUUGCAGCCAUAUACAAGUGAGGAUGGGAGAGUACAGCACUGAUGUGAAGGAAGACAGUGAACUAGUCAAGAGUGACGCAUUAAUCAUCCACCAACCUAAAUACAAUUCAAGAAGCCUUGAUAAUGACAUUAUGUGGAUCAAGCUGGCAACCACCAUGGACUACACUGCUGACAUUCAACCCACAGCUCUGCCUGGCUCCCGUGCCCAGGAGGGUCCCGAGUGCCUUUCAAUGUGAAGGAACACACUGAGCAGUGGCU